Chelonia mydas (Green sea turtle) is the source of this 5276-nucleotide messenger RNA. RefSeq names its product ninein. Gene Ontology annotation, biological process: protein homooligomerization; endoplasmic reticulum organization. The transcript has 26 exons. Lineage: Eukaryota; Metazoa; Chordata; Testudines; Cheloniidae. Gene Ontology annotation, molecular function: GTP binding; GTPase activity. Bases 1 to 5193 code for a protein of 1730 amino acids. The record is from RefSeq and is a predicted model, not a curated record.
AUGAUGUGCUGCAGGGCUUUACAUGGAGAGCUGAACCACAAAAACGACAGAGGGCUGUGGAUUUGGAGCAAACCUUUCAUCAUUGAAAGACAUGGUGAUAAGGUGGCUGUCUUCCUGGUAGACAGUGAGGGUUCACUGAACAUUAAAGAAAACAAAGAGAGCAUGGUGAAGAUGUCCACUAUAAGCAUGAUCCUCAGCAACUACCUGAUCUACAAUACUCAGAACAAAAUGAAUACUGCGGAUCUGGAGUACUUGGAGAUGUUUCUCCACAUUGCGAAUACUGUGGAAGAAAUCUUCCAUGAUCAGACAAUUCAGCACAUGGACAUUCUGGUUCGUGACUAUAAACCUGCAGAAUGUACAUCUAAACAUGCAAAGAAGUAUCUGACUCAACUAACCCAGGACACUGAAAGCUCUUCCAAGUUUCCAAAAUGUCUAAACAUUCUGAAGCAUAACAGUGGGUGUUAUCUCAUGCCCAAUCCAGGGAUGGAUAUUCCAUAUAGCAAGACUGGAACCUUACAAGAGAUGGGUCUAGAAUUUAAGAAAAGCAUGGAAGUUUAUGUUAAACGUGUUGUGGACUCAGCUGCAGUUUCUGUGAAAUCCGGACUAACAUGUGCAAGUUUGGCAGAGAAAAUAAAGGUAUUUGCAAACGUCAUUAAGAACACUGAAUAUGGACUUGGUUCACCUUUGGAGAUGAAAGAAGCAAUGGAGAAAGAGAAGAAAAAAAUGAGAGAAGAGGAGAUGGAAAGGAUGAAAAAGAUGGAAAUCAACCUCCACAACCAGAGAGUCAUGGACAGCGCCCGCAGAGACCAUGCAGUCUUUCUGAAGGAGAAGGAUGCCCUGUCCCAGCGAAUGAUCCACUGUCUGAAGGUGACACCGAGCGCAAUGGCAAAGCAGUUGGUGAAGCAGCGCAGGUCAUUGCUGGGGCAGUGGCAGAGAGAGAUGAAGGGGCAGGAGAAGGAGACCCUACACACGGCGCUACAGGAAGAGCUGACUCGGGAGGACGAGACCUUCCUGGAGACCUACAGAAGGCGCUAUGAGAAUCACACCAUCAACCAGACAGUCAUGGAGAGAGCCCGCCAAGAGCACACUGAGUUUCUGAAGGAGAAGGAUGCCCUGUCCCAGCGAAUGAUCCACUGUCUGAUGGUGACACCGAGCGCAAUGGCGGAGCAGUUGGCGGGGCAGCGCAGGUCGUUGCUGGGGUGGUGCCGGAAAGAGAUGAAGGGGCAGAAGAAGGAGACCCGACUGACGGCGCUAGAGGAAGAGCUGAAUCAGAAGGGCGAGACCUUCCUGGAGACCUACAAAAGGCGCUAUGACAGUCACACCAUCAACCAGAGAGUCAUGGAGAGAGCCCGCCGAGACCAUGCUGACUUUCUGAGGGAGAAGGAUGCCCUGUCCCAGCGAAUGAUCGAUUGUCUGAAGGUGACACCGGGCGCAAUGGAGGAGCAGUUGGUGGAGCAGCGCAGGUCGUUGCUGUGUCAGUGCCGGAAAGACAUGAUGGAGCUGGAGAAGGAGACCCGACUGACGGCGCUAGAGGAAGAGCUGACUCAGGAGGACGAGACCUUCUUGGAAACCUACGGAAGGCGCUAUGAGAGUCACACCAUCAACCAGAGAGUCAUGGAGGGAGCCCGCCAAGAGCACGCAGACUUUCUGAAGGAGAAGGAUGGCCUGUCCCAGCGUAUGAUCGACUGUCUGAUGGUGACACCAAGCGCAAUGGCGGAGCAGUUGGCGGGGCAGCGCACGACGUUGCUGGAGCGGUGCCAGAAAGAGAUGAUGGAGCUGGAGAAGGAGACCCUACUGAUGGCGCUAGAGAAAGAGCUGGCUCAGGAGGCCAAGACAUUCCUGGAGACCUACAGAUGGCUCUAUCAGAGUCACACCACCAACCAGGCAGUCAUGGGGAGAGCCCGCCAAGAGCACGCUGACUUUCUGAAGCAGAAGGAUGGCCUGUCCCAGCGUAUGAUCGACUGUCUGACAGUGACACUGAGCGAAAUGAAGGAGCAGUUGGUGGGUCAGCGCAUGACGUUGCUGUGGCGGUGCCGGAAAGAGAUGAAGGAGCAGGAGAAGGAGACCCUACUGACAAUGCUAGAGGAAGAGCUGACUCGGGAGGACGAGACCUUCCUGGAGACCUACGGAAGGUGCUAUGAGAGUCACACCAUCAACCAGAGAGUCAUGGAGAGAGCCCGCCAAGACCACACUGACAUUCUGAAGCAGAAGGAUGCCCUGUCCCAGUGUAUGAUCCACUGUCUGACGGUGACACUGAGCGAAAUGAAGGAGCAGUUGGUGGGUCAGCGCAUGACGUUGCUGUGGCGGUGCCAGAAAGAGAUGAAGGAGCAGGAGAAGGAGACCCUACUGACAAUGCUAGAGGAAGAGCUGACUCGGGAGGACGAGACCUUCCUGGAGACCUACAGAAGGCGCCAUGAGAGUCACACCAUCAACCAGGCAGUCAUGGGGAGAGCCCGCCAAGACCACACUGACAUUCUGAAGCAGAAGGAUGGUCCAUCCCAGCAUAUGAAUGACUGUCUGAUGGUGACACCGAGCGCAAUGGCGGAGCAGUUGGCGGGGCAGCGCAGGUCUUUGCUGGAGCAGUGCGAGAAAGAGAUGAAGGGUCAGGAGAAGGAGACCCGACUGACGGCGCUAGAGGAAGAGCUGACUCAGAAGGCCGAGACCUUCCUGGAGACCUACACAAGGCGCUAUGAGAUUCACACCAUCAACCAGAGAGUCAUGGAGAGAGCCCGCCGAGACCACGCUGACUUUCUGAGGGAGAAGGAUGGUCCAUCCCAGCAUAUGAAUGACUGUCUGAUGGUGACACCGAGCGCAAUGGCGGAGCAGUUGGCGGGGCAGCGCAGGUCUUUGCUGGAGCAGUGCGAGAAAGAGAUGAAGGGUCAGGAGAAGGAGACCCUACUGAGGCUGCUAGAGGAAGAGCUGACUCGGAAGGCCGAGACAUUCCUGGAGACCUACAGAAGGCACUAUCAGACUCAGGCCAUCAACCAGAGCUUCAUGGAGAGAGCCCAACAAGAGCACGCAGACUUUCUGAAGGAGAAGGAUGCCCUGUCCCAGCGUAUGAUCGACUGUCUGAUGGUGACACCGAGCGCAAUGGCGGAGCAGUUGGUGGAGCAGCGCAGGCUGCUGCUGGGGAGGUGCCAGAAAGAGAUGAAGGAGCAGGAGAAGGAGACCCGACUGAGGGCACUAGAGGAAGAGCUGACUCGGGAUGCCGAGACAUUCCUGGAGACCUACAGAAGGCGCUAUGAGAGUCACACCAUCAACCAGGCAGUCAUGGGGAGAGCCCGCCAAGAGCAUGCUGACUUUCUGAAGGAGAAGGAUGGCCUGUCCCAGCGUAUGAACGACUGUCUGAAGGUGACACCGAGCGCAAUGGAGGAGCAGUUGGUGGAGCAGCGCAGGUCGUUGCUGGAGCAGUGUGAGAAAGAGAUGAAGGGGCAGGAGAAGGAGACCCGACUGACGGCGCUAAAGGAAGAGCUGACUCGGGAGGCCGAGACAUUCCUGGAGACCUACGGAAGGCGCUAUCAGAUUCAUAUCACCAACCAGACAGUCAUGAAGGGAGCCCGACAAAAGCACGCUAACUUUCUGAGGGAGAAGGAUGCCCUGUCCCAGCAUAUGAACGACUGUCUGAAGGUGACAGCGAGCGCAAUGGCGGAGCAGUUGGUGGGGCAGCGGAGGUCGUUGCUGGGGCAGUGCCAGAAAGAGAUGAAGGGGCAGGAGAAGGAGACCCUACUGACAGCGCUAGAGGAAGAGCUGACUCAGGAGGCCGAGACAUUCCUGGAGACCUACAGAAGUUGCUUUGAGAUUCACACCAUCAACCAGACAGUCAUGGAGAGAGCCCGCCGAGACCAUGCUGACUUUCUUGCAGAGAAGGAUGACCUGUCCCAGCAUAUGAACGACUGUCUGAAGGUGGAUCCAGACGCAAUGGCGGAGCAGUUGGUGAAGCAGUGCACGUUGUUGCGGGAGCAGUGCAAGAAAGAGAUGAAGGGGCAGGAGAAGGAGACCCGACUGACGGCGCUAGAGGAAGAGCUGACUCAGGAGGCAGAGACAUUCCUGGAGACCUACAGAAGGCGCUAUGAGAAUCACACCAUCAACCAGACAGUCAUGGAGGGAGCCCGCCGAGACCAUGCUGACUUUCUGAGGGAGAAGGAUGGCCUGUCCCAGCAUAUGAACGACUGUCUGAAGGUGACACCGAGCGCAAUGGCGGAGCAGUUGGCGGGGCAGCGCAGGUCGUUGCUGUGGCAGUGCCAGAAAGAGAUGAAGGGGCAGGAGAAGGAGACCCUACUGAGGGCGCUAGAGGAAGAGCUGACUCAGGAGGCCGAGACAUUCCUGGAGACCUAUGGAAGGCGCUAUCAGAUUCACACCAUCAACCAGAGAGUCCUGGAGAGAGCCCGCCGAGACCACGCUGACUUUCUGAGGGAGAAGGAUGGCCUGUCCCAGCGUAUGAUCGACUGUCUGAUGGUGACACCGAGCGCAAUGGCGGAGCAGUUGGCGGGGCAGCGCAGGUCGUUGCUGUGGCAGUGCCAGAAAGAGAUGAAGGAGCUGGAGAAGGAGACCCUACUGGCGGCGCUACAGGAAGAGCUGACUCGGGAGGACGAGACCUUCCUGGAGACCUACACAAGGCGCCAUGAGAUUCACACCAUCAACCAGACAGUCAUGGAGGGAGCCCGCCAAGACCACACUGACUUUCUGAGGGAGAAGGAUGACCUGUCCCAGCGUAUGAUCGACUGUCUGAUGGUGACACCGAGCGCAAUGGCGGAGCAGUUGGUGGGGCAGCGCAGGUCAUUGCUGGGGCGGUGCCAGAAAGAGAUGAAGGGGCAGGAGAAGGAGACCCGACUGGCGGCGCUAAAAGAAGAGCUGACUCAUAAGGCUAAGACAUUCCUGGAGACCUACGGAAGGCGCUAUCAGAUUCACACCAUCAACCAGAGAGUCACGAAGAGAGCCCGCCGAGACCACACUGACUUUCUGAGGAAGAAGGGUGCCGAGUCCCGGGGUUGGAUCUUCUGGCUGCUGGUGUCGUCAAGCGAAAUGGCGGAGCAGUUGGCGGGGCAGCGCAGGUCGUUGCUGGAGCGGUGCCGGAGAGAGAUGAAGGGGCAGGAGAAGGAGACAAUACUGAGGGCGCUAGAGGAAGAGCUGACUCGGGAGGCCGAGACAUUACUGGAGACCUACAGAAGGGGCCGUUGGUUUCCCUUUUCCUAAGUGGGGCAGAUAGGAGCGAGGGCUGCGUCUGUGGGGUCUGGUAUUCCGUUGCCGUGGCCGCAGAGCUCAGAAGCGGCAGUUGG